CUGAUGCAGUUAAUUUCACAGUUGUUUAUAAUUAUUUAUCGUCGUGGGUCGUUUACAAAAAAAUAUGGCGAAAAAACUGCAUUAUUUUAAUUUGAACGGUCUUGCUGAACCGAUAAGGUAUAUUUUGCAUUACACCAAACAAGAGUUUGAAGAUGUCAGACAUGGUUUUGAUAUGAAGAAAGAAGUAAAGGACAAACUUCCAUACGGCCAGUUACCAAUCUACGAGGAAGGUGAACGCAUCCUCACGCAAUCCCUAGCCAUUGCCAAGUAUGUGGCUAGGAAUAGUGAUCUGAUACCUGUGGAUCCUUGGGUAGUUGCCGUGGUGGAGGGUGCUGCGUACACUAUCUAUGAUUUCUGGUUGAAGAUUGUACCUUACAUCAAGGAGCAGGACCCCGAAAAGAAAAAAGAAUUGAAGAAACAUUUACUGGAAGAAACCAUUGAUUUCUUUUUCACAAGGUUUGAAAAACAUCUCCAGGAGAACGGUGGAUAUUUUGGCGGCAAGCUAACAUGGGUGGAGUUCAUCCUAUGCGGUAUAGUUGAGGCGAGCAAUCUCUUCUUAGACACAGAAUUGGAGAAGAAGUACCCAGCAGUCAAAGCUGUGGUGGAGAAGAUAAGGAAUCUCCCUGGAGUGAAAGAGUAUAUUGAGAAAAGAGGUCCAUAUGUUAUUGAUCAGUAAAAUAAUGCUUUGAAUUAAAGGGAUUUAAGUAGA
Messenger RNA from Helicoverpa armigera (cotton bollworm), 709 nucleotides. Its product is annotated as glutathione S-transferase S1. Lineage: Eukaryota; Metazoa; Arthropoda; Insecta; Lepidoptera; Noctuidae. The coding region runs from base 65 to 676 and encodes 203 amino acids. The transcript is spliced from 4 exons. Gene Ontology annotation, molecular function: glutathione transferase activity. Gene Ontology annotation, biological process: glutathione metabolic process. The record is from RefSeq and is a predicted model, not a curated record.